UGACAUCCCAUAUCCAAUCACUUCCUUGUUGUAACGUAUUUCACCUUGCUAGACGGUCGUGAAGAAGUCCUGUAGUCUUGAGCUGCGUAUUGCAUCGAAGCCGAACAAAGCAUCGCAAUAAUUCUUGGGAUCUAUCUUUAAGUUCGAUUCUGAUUUCGGAUUAAUUUUUACUGACGUUUUUCUAUCCAAAAAGGCGAGACGAGAACCCGGGGUAUACGUAUAAAGCCAUUGUUGAGUCGAGCGUGGAAACUAUUGUGAUUAAGUGGAACAGUAGAACAUGGCUUUGGGAAUAUUCAGGCUCGUCUGUCUACUCGGAGUGCUGCCUUUUUCAAGUUGUCUUCUGUGCUAUCAGUGCAGUGCUUCUGGGGGUAAAGGGGACUGUAUUGACGGGCAUGAAAAUUUCCUGACUGUGGCUAAACAGGUCUUUGAUGCCAAAAACAACAGCAACGGGGUCAUUGUGGAUAAUUCCGGUAGUCAGGCACUUCACUACAAGAACUGCGAUACCUUCGUCAACAGAACCAUGUGUAUGAUCGAAGAGGUCCGAAAUGGAAUUGCCGGGACUAUUUUAAGCUACAUCCGUGAUUGUUCGGACGGGUGGACGUUCUCUUUCGACCUGUCCAUCCUGAAGAACCUCAGCCCGUCCAACUUCACCACCUGCGGCUACGACAACCGCGGCUACCAGGUGUGCGUCACUCUGUGCAACUCCACCGACCUCUGCAACGGACCACGGUACAUAACCGGAGCCUCGGGAUGCCCUGCCCUAGAUGUGCUGCUGUAUCUACUGUGUCUUUUAGCUGUCUGUGUGAGGGUGUAGAUGUUCCUGAAGGGGGCGGCCACUGGUUGGACUUCAAUAAUAAUGAUGGAAUAUAGCUUUUAGAAGUGUAACUAAAUGACAAUAGAACCAGAACAAUAUAUAUAGAUAGGGUCUGACCAUGUCAUAUUCUGAGGGGGGUGUUGCUUGGAUCUUUGAGACAAUUUUUAUUCAUUUUUUCUGGGACUGGAAGAUGUCACAACACCUGUUUCAGGACAAACCUAAAUAAUUGUUAUCAAUCAUUCUGUGGAACAGACUCUUUUAUUUACAUAUUAUGAAAAUAUAAAGUAGUUUUUUUUCCUUCCUAUCGAUUUUUAAGAACGUUUACAAAUAUAAAAGAUACAAAGAUCAACAGGGAUGUGGGAUGGAAAGUAACAAAGCUCAUUUUUUAAUAAUUGUCACUCUUAUUGCAAAAUAUAAUAUGUCUUUAGAGUC
Messenger RNA from Haliotis rufescens (red abalone), 1246 nucleotides. RefSeq lists its product as uncharacterized. The transcript is spliced from 3 exons. The coding region runs from base 278 to 814 and encodes 178 amino acids. NCBI's taxonomy places the organism in Eukaryota, Metazoa, Mollusca, Gastropoda, Lepetellida, Haliotidae. The record is from RefSeq and is a predicted model, not a curated record.